Bactrocera tryoni is the source of this 11705-nucleotide messenger RNA. It is a transcript of the gene bbg, whose product is annotated as mucin-17. Bases 248 to 11032 code for a protein of 3594 amino acids. The transcript has 7 exons. Lineage: Eukaryota; Metazoa; Arthropoda; Insecta; Diptera; Tephritidae. Gene Ontology annotation, molecular function: protein binding. The record is from RefSeq and is a predicted model, not a curated record.
AACCAGCUAAGAACUCAACUACACCAACAUAACAGUAAGCGCAUAUAUUCACCACCAAGCGAGUGCAAGCUUUGCUUAGCCAAUACACAAACCGCCGCUGAAAGCGCAACAAACCAAGCAUUAAAUGCACCAAACUCACCACAGCGGCGUACCAGCGCACAAAUACUCAACAUUCAUUCAGCAAUAAGCAACACCGCACAUAAUCGAGCAAGGCAUACAACACGAACUAAAUACACCACACCUCAACAUGGCGACGACUAACGCAAGCACAUCGAUAACGACGACACCAACAACGGAUGACGACUAUGUGACCGUUGUUGAAGUAGACGAUCCCGCAUCCAAAGACACAAACCGCAGGCAGCUAGUCAAGCAAAGACAAAGCUCAGUCGAAGAAGACUCUUCGUAUAUAACUGUACUAACGAUCAACAAUCAAACACAAUUGCACAACACUAACAGUGGUGGCUGCGAGCAAAGUGACGGCAGUGUAGAAGCAAAUGCGCACAAUGGCAACACAAAUGGUUUGCUGCACGCCGCAGAGGCGGAAGCAGAUACUGAACUGUUAAUAGUGCACCGGCAGCCAGGUGAACGUCUGGGUUUCGGUCUUAAGUUUCAAGGCGGCACACGUAGCGCCGAAAAGGUGCACAAACUCUACAUACAGUCUUGCGCUGCCGACAGUCCGGCCUCGAAAGUGCACGCCAGUUGGGGCGCAUUGCGCGAGGGCGAUGAAAUCGUCAGCAUCGAUGAGCAACGCGUCUGUGAGCUGACGCGUAUUGAAUGCGUGCGCUGUUUGAAAGAUAAUGUCGCAAUACGUUUGCAGGUGCGCAACGGUUAUGGACGCAAGCCAGAGACGGAGGAAGAGCUGUUGUUGGCGGGCGCCAAUACUAUGGAGGCAAUGACGGGCAGCGCGCCGGGUGCGCGUGUGCUGAGCAAUGAUGCAAGCGGCACAGCUGUGAUUAUGAGCAAUGGGCCAAUGAAGGGCAGUCCGCCGCCACCACCGCCCGUGCCGCCGCGUAAGCUCGUGAAGCGCAAGUCUUUAAAUGGCGAAAGUAAAGUUGUGGUGCCUGCGGCGGCGGCUACCAACAGCGCUGGUGCCGCGCCAGCAAUUACACUAACAGCGGCGAACGCGUCACAUGGCGGCGAGGUGGAUAAACCUUUUACACCGCCGCCGGAUGCUGAGUAUUACAUAAAUCUGUUUGCCGACGGGCAAUCGCUGAAGACAGAGUCGGAAUCGGAUGACACUGCAAGCACAAUUUCGACAGUGAUUGAUAAAUUCUCCAUGAGCUCCAACUAUUCGUCCGAAUCGGAUCUGUCCAGCUACACAUCGCUGACAAAUGGCCAGAGUGUGAUUAAUAAAUCAGAGUUGGCAAAGGUGCUCAAGCCGUUCACAAUGUUGGAACAAGAAUUCAAUGUGAAUGUGAAUGGCAAUGCGGCAGUGCAGCUGGAUGAGUGCCUUAAGAAAGUCGCCGAUUCGCCAUCGCCAACAAUGGGGGAUGUAAUGCCAGAUUUGUUGGCUAGCACAAUGUCAGCGGCGCAUGCGAAGAAACCGUUAACAUUUAUACCAGGCAACAACUACGAGAAUGUGGAGUUUAAGACCGAGAAGGUGAACACCUAUGAGAAUGUAGAGCUAAAACCACAGUCAACAGGUGCGCCAAAUGUGGUGCUCCCAACACCUAAACCACGUCAAGCUGUAGCUGGCACAAACGGCUCGCCGACAGUUGAGCCGAAGAAACGUUCAAUUAUACCCACACCACGUAAAAUUGCCACACCCACCAAGUUACCCAUACAAGUAGCGCCGCCGACAGUACCUAGUGAGGCGUUACAAGUUAGGUCAACACCUAAAGCGGCCAAUACUCCCAAGACGCCUGUAACCCCUACCACACUCAGCACACCCACAACGCCGACGCACUAUCCGCAAGCGCCUGCAAAUACGCCAACCACGCCCACCCCUCACGAGAACACACAAAGCGCUAAGGAGUUUAUUACGAAAAUACCGAAAGCUAUAGCUUCGGUGUUUGGUCCGAACUCACAGCGUUCCUUCGAGCGCGCAAAGACUGAGGGCGAAAUCAAGCUUAAACAAAAUCCUGAGCUUGUGGAAACUAUUAAACAACAGACCGCUAUGUUCUUGGAUAAAGAAUGUCACAGUUCUACGGAGAGCGUGGCAAGCGCCAUACGCAAACUUCCGGCAGAUAAAGCAAAACCUGCUGAAACUAGUAAAUUAUCGCCACACAAAUCGCGCAUUCCGGUCGUGCUCUCGCCGAAACGUUCGCUCGAGUUGGACAGCUCCAUGGAACGUAAGCACCUUGGCAGUCCUUCUAAUAUACCACGUUUCUUAACGCACAAACAAAAAUCCGAAACCGAUCUGAAACUCGGACUCUAUCGCAGCAAGUCUAAGGAGUCCAGCCCGCCGGUGAGUUUGAAAAUGCCGUUGCAACGCACGAAUUCAGCCGAAUCGAAACUGAAGAGUCCCGAACGUACACUCAUACCCGUCUUUAGCGGACAAUCGACAUCCGCAGAGGCAAUACUAGCGUCUACUGCGACAACCACACCCACAAAAGUCAAAGGUCCGAAACCUAAACCACCAGAGCGUGUGCAAUCAUUGACCAAAACGCCGACGCAUAUACCGAAAUUGCAAACCACUCAGAGCGCUAAUGGUACGGUUACAGUAACACUUGGCGACCGCAGCUUGCAAACACCAUCACCUUCAACAUCGCCAGCGCCCGGUAAUACGCCGACAAUGCACACCUUCAAACAGCAAUCACCACCAGCAAGUGUCUCACCGAAUCGUGAAAUCCGCUUCAAAAUACAAACAUACGAGAGCAAAGCUCAAGAACCACGUAUACCGUUUACGGAUGUUAACGACAAUGAAGACGAAAAAAUGCCCAGUCUCUUCGAUCUGGUACGCAAGCACAGUCCAAAUGCUCAACGCAAAGAUGAUGGUCCCGCAUUGAACACGACUUUGUCCACUUUUAAGGCACCGUCUAAUUUUGAUCAUGAGCAGCAUUUGGAGAGUAAUGUCGAUGAUGAGGAUCCGCCGCCAGCUGUGGUGGGCAAAUGCAUUAAGGUAAAUGACUCGCAACCCACUUAUUACUCCAGUUCGAGUGAAGAUGAUGAGGAGGAGUGUAGUGCUGUCGAUAAUGAUGCUGAGCGCGAUUAUGACUGUGAAGAUGGUGAAAAAUUGGGACCGCCGGAAGUGAUAAACGGACCAGGACCAUCCGAAGCUUACUUCAAUCUUUACUGGCAUUCAAAUAUGUUGCCAACCAUUGGUGAGGUGGAAGAGGAGUUCUCGUCGCUGGAGCCGCAGUCUUUGCCGAAUGGACCGAUCGUAAUUGUGGAUGAUUUGAGCCAACAGCAGCAGUACAAGCAGUCUGCAAAUCACAUUGAAGUCGAUAAGGUCAACGAGCAGCAACGGAACGCUGAAAGUAAGGAGAAGAAAGACACGAAAGCCUUGAAGGAGACAAAGGAAGCUGAAAGUAACGAAAAGAAAGACAGAAAGGAGACAAAGGAUUCAAGUGGUAGAAAAAUUACAAAAGAGACAGACGUCGCUCAGCCGAAACAAAGCUUAGAACGAGUUGAUGAACUUACAAAGACCGUGGUCGAGUUCGAAAAAUUGAAGACGCGCGAACCCGCUGCAAACGAGACCAUAGGCGCUAUUGGCGCCACAGACCAACCAGCAAAGACGGAUAAGGAAGGCUUGCACGAGCUUAAGAGCCACGUGCCAGUAACAAAUAAAUCGCGAAAUUCGCAAUUUUUGGGCACACCUGUAACACCACCAACAGUACCAGAAAUGGAGAAAGCUACAACAAAGUUAGAACACACAAGCGAAGGUGAUAAGGUGUCCGAGGCGGACGCAACGCUGCCGACAAGCGAAGUUCUUGGUGAAAAGAUAGUGACAGUGAAAGAGAAUGCAACUGAAAUGAAUGAACCGAUAAAAGCAACAACAACAACAACAGAAAAUAUACAACAAGUGAAACAAAGUGAUAAGAUAAGUGACAUUACGACCGCAGCAGUGUCGGACCGUAAUUACCAAAUGAGUGAGGGUGAAGUGAGCGCGGCAUUUAUUAGGGCCGAACAAAAUGAUAUGCAAAAUGCCAAGGCUAAUGAGCCAAAUACUGUUGACAAUACUGAAGCAGUGAUAACGGCUAAUCAGGUGUCGAACAAAGUGCCGCCAGCAACGGCUGAAGUGCAACUAGGCGUAGAACUAGUAAGUGAGACAGACACAAAGCCCACAAUGGAGGCCGUACAGAUGGUGGAUACUAAUGCAGCAGUAAACGAAAGUUUGAAGCAAACUAAAAUGCUGGAGUCGAAUGAAGUAUUACCUGCCGAAACACAUGCGGUCAAUGAGUCCAAAGUCGAAACGGCCGAGACUACAACUACGACCAGCAGUAGCUCGAAUAGCACGAAUCAGACCAGUGAGACGCAUACCGAGCAUAAGUCAGAAGAGCGUGUGGAACAAAAGUCGGAGGUAAAGUCUGAGACCAAAACAUCGGAGACUAAAUCUGAGACGCGCCAAUCUACACAAAAGGUAGCGCAUACUAAGACAACGACUACAACGAAGAAGCAGGUAAUUAAGUCCACCACAUCGACUUCACAACUGCAUGAGAGCUCUAGUGUGGAUACAUUAGACGGACUGUCUGAUGAAAUGCGUAAGCUGCUGGAAUCCGGUGGUGGCAAAAUCACGACCGUGAUGAGCAACACAACACCACUGUCACCAACAUACAACAAUCAUUUGACGGAACAAUUCAACAAACCCAUUGCCUUUACGCUACAACCGUACGCCGAGCGUGCUAGCGGCGCCAGUACGCCACGCAUAACUGUCUUCGAGGAGCGACAAUUCGAGAGCAAACAAAAUGCCUACACUGAGAUACGUACACGCGAUGCCACCGGCGAGGAGAAGGUACAAACCAGCACAGAGUCGCACAAGGAGCGCGCCAAACUGAAGAAGGUACACAGUCACGACAACGAAUUGGAUCAGCUCGGCAUUGUGAUCGAUGCUGAUGGUGUGGCAGCCGACAAAUGUCAGCCGAUGACGAUCACCGCGUCUGCGGAGACACGUAUAUCGGAGUUAGCCGAGAAUCCACAAGAUAAGCAAAGUAUUGAAAGGGGUAUUUUGAAUUUAUCGGAGAGUGGUAAGCAAUUGCAACGCAACGAAGCGGGCGCUGUGGAGUAUAUGGAGUGUGAGCAUCAAGUGCAGGACUCAUAUGAAGAUGUCGAACAAGUUUUGGGUGGUGAGAGCGUCGAAGGGACCACUAAAAGGCCGACACUCUUACGUGAGUUAAGUGAAACCUUGACUGUGACUAAGGAUGGUGAGAAGCAAGUGACACGUCGCAGUGAAACCACGAAAGAGACGCCAAAGAAGGGCGCUAAACUGCUAAAGAAGUCCGAUGAUGAGCGGCGCUUGGAGUUGGAGGCGCAAAAGUUGAUUGAAAGCUAUCAGAAGGUGAAGAAAGAAGCUGAAAAACUGUUUCAGCAUGAGUUGUGUGAGGACGAAGGCUUCGAUUUUGGUGACGAUAAGCUAAGAAAGACUGAAGAAAGUGUUACACAACAAGUUGAAACCGUAAAAGAAAGUGUUGAAUGUGAUAAACAAGUUACUAACACAAGCGAAGAGAAGCAGGAAAUUAAGGUGGACGAUAUGAAGUUGUUGCAGCCCGAAGUAGAAGUGAGUGUUAAGGAAGACUCCACGCUGGCAGCUACAGAAACAGUAAAUAGCAAUGAAGCAGACGUUAUUAAAACUGCCGUUAUCCAGAACGAACAGCCAGACAUCAAACAAGAAACUACGAGCCUCAGUGAGCAGCUUGAUGCUAAACCAAAAAAUUUGGAUGUUACGAAACUGACCGCUGGAUUUUUAACUGAAGAGCGAAAUUUCAUGAUUCAAGAAAAGGUACACAUGGAUAUGAAGACACCAGUUGAGAAAAAGAAAACAGCAGCGAAAAACAAAAAGGCGACGAUUCCCACACCAGCCGAACCCACCAGCGUAUCGCCAGACUUGCUAGACAAUGAACCAAUUUAUGUGCUGCAUAAAAAUAUUAUCGAGGCACCGCUAGUGCCAAUGUUGACUGCUGAAUCAAAUAUCGAGCCUGCGCUGCCCAACUCCAAGGAAGUCAUAGAAAUCCAAGAAGUUAUAACGCCAACUCCAACGGAAGUCGUGCUACCACAAAAAAUAACACAGUUCGAAACAGUGGACAUCAAGAUUAGUCUGCCAACGUCAGCCAAGAAAGCCAAACCUAACGUAGAGGUCAACACAACCAAUGCAACCAAAUCAGCGACGACGCCACCCAUACCGCAGAAGCGUGAACAUAAAUCCACAGAGAGUACGAACAGUAACAAGGUAUCCACACCUGCGACCACCAACACACCCACGCCGACACCCAAAAAACGUGGCUCAAUCGAACUGCACAGCAGUACUACUGCCGUCGGAGACCACACAACGAGCGCGUCCAAACUGCAAACAACUAAAUUAGAAAUCCCAAUUAACAAACAGAAACUCGAACAAAACCCCAACACCGCCGCAGCUCCACAACCGAAGCUCGAGCGCAUUAUCGUUGGCGUAGAACAGCAGCAAUUUGACGAUACCAACAACAACAGCAGCAAACAACCGGCAAUCAUUAACCUCGCUAGCGAAGAUUUGCCAACGGAAAUGGCGGUCAAUACACCGAAACAAGUUGUCGCCGAUGUGUUGAGCAGCAGCAGCGGCGGUGCGAUCGCUUCGGAGCUGCAUUUGGAGACUAUUAAUUUGCCAAAUGAGCCACAAAAUACGUCCAACGUGUCGGCAGAGAAAUUAAGGAAAACAGAACGUGUUGGCGAUGGCAUGCAAAUGACAAAUACAACUACACCAACAACAGCGUCUGCGACAUUUGUGUCAACAUCAUCUUCGGCAGAUUCGGUGCAAAGUGUCAUCGAAGUAGGUGGCAUUGUGGAAUCACCAUCGGAGGAUGAGGUCACGCCAGGUAUUACGCGGGAUACAAGUGAAGAAGAUCUUGACCAAACACACUUGAGUAGCAAAAACAAAAUGGAGAACGGCAUACAGGUGGUGCCGCAAACACCGUUACUCGUCAGCGAUUACCUAACACUCAGCGCACCACCCACAUACUCCCGCCUGCCACCCGACGGCCAUGAGUUUCCGCCCAAUUUCAGCGAACCGCUCAUAAUGCCCCCGCCAAGCACGAACCUGUUGAAGGCCGCCAGCCUAAUGCAGUCCACCACCACCACAAUGACAAUGUCCAGCACAAAGGGCAGCGCCAACAAUAACAACAACACAAACACAAUUUACACAGAGAAGCUGUAUACAGCAGCCAGCGCCAACGGUGGACAAACAAUGGUCGCCAGCACACGCACAACACACACACACAUUAGCAAGAAUGUUGCGAAUGGUGCCACAGCCGCUGGUGCAACGGUGACGGCAGCGACGGCUACAUUGACAACACAAUCGGCCUCACCGAAUGGCACUUUGAAGAUAAAUAGCACAAAAGUGGAAAUGCCCACGCUGGAGUUCACAGUCAGCAGCAGCGGUAGUAAAGUGCCCGCCAGCACAGACACAGUCAGCGCACCGCCGCCGUUACCGAAAUCGGGACCGCCACCGACGGUGCCACGCAAGGUGUACCGGCAGGAUUUGGUGGUGAAUGUGGAGGACAGCCGUCAGCCGACAGAUAAGCGCAGCGAUGUGCUCGCCGAAGCCACCACGCCGUCGGGUGCCGGCAAUGCUAAAUUGGUAUUCGAGUCGAGACACAGCCGUUCCACGCAGAAUCUUACGUCGAGCGGUGGUAGCACGCCAACAGCCAACAAAUUGGAACCGCCCACAUUUGAGUUGGGCGGCAGUGCAAACGACUACAAACGUUCGUUGAGCGCGCCACGUCGCCACGGCGAUUGGCGUAAGGAUGAGAAGUCGGAGAAAAGCGUACGUGACAAGAUCGCUAUGUUCUCUAAUGACGCGGAGGGUAGUGGCGCUGACACGCCAGUAAAACCUUUGAGCUUUUCACGCACACAAAGCGCUACGAAACCGCUCAAUUUAAGCACGGAGAAUUUGCUCGAUACAGCGACUAGCGCGCGCUAUGCCAACACAGCCUCUAAUCUGACGAAAACGCGUGCGAUGAGCGUAGAGAAUCUGAAUGAUGUAGCACGUCAGGUACAGUUAGCCAAACAAUUGCCCACACAAACCUUUUCGGACUCAAUGUAUGCGCUAAAUACAUUAGCCACCGACUAUACACAGAGUUAUGCGUCAUUGCCGCGUCGCCAUAUGCAACAUUUAGAGCGACGCAUCAGCUUUUCGGGUCAGCCAACCUACAUGCCGGACGAGGCAUCACGUAAGGCUGCCAUAACAAAUAUAUUGGAACAACGGCGCCGCAGCAUGUCCAAGCUACGCGGUUUGGUUAUACCAGAACGCCCACAUGUGCCUUUGGAGCCCAUACUAGAUCUGCCCGAGAUUAAAAGUCGUGAUAGUGAGAAGUUAAAAUCCGGCAACACGUCGUCCACAGAUUCUACGGAUAGCGGUGUUGGUUCGAGCAGCGGUUACUUCUCGACAGUGCCACGUCCCGCCAAACGCACAGAGCUAAUACAAAACUCACCGCUUCGUCCACUUACGGUGGCCACCACAAGCAAUACCGCCAACAUUGCCGCAAAUAACGGUUAUCGUAGCAUUUUCGGCACACAAACCGCUUCGCCACGUCACGCCACAACAGUGCAAUCGCCCUUAGCUAUGCCACAUCAGCCACGGCGCUUCGAGUCAGCGUUACAGGGCACACCGCCAGCCAAGCCGCCGCGCACCUCUCUCAGCGUGCCACCACGUCAGCAUGCCAUGCAUGAAGAAAGCGAUUCCGAUUCGGUUUUCUCUUCAAAGGUUUCCUCACCACCCAUGUCGCCGUGUGUGCCACAGGUGCCAGAGAAGUUUGCGCUCACACGCACACUCUCCUCGGAGACUAACACUUCCAUAGCCAGCUCAACUACUUCUACGCUCACAUCCGGCUCGGGUUCGCAGGCGAGCUGUUCCUCAGUGGGUAGCACACCGACAGUUGAUCUGUCGCGUCGUGUACUGAAGUCUGGCUCCAGUGAUUCGGCAACGAAUCGUAAGAAUAUACUUGCUUCGGCGAAAUGUCGCAAUGGACGCGGUGACGCCUCAGCGCUACUACGUAAUCGUCCCUACGAUGAUGAGGACAGCACCGAUGGUUAUGAUGAGGACGAAGUCCGACGUGUGCACAAAUCGAAACCGCGUUCCACAUCGGGUGCUUCACUGGUGAUAAUGCCCAAUAAGUUGGUGUCAGCGUCGGCACCCAUCAACUAUAAAUUGGUUUCGAAAAAUGACCAAAGUCUCGUCGAUAAGGUCAUCAACGUAGCCGCCUAUGUUGAGGUCACUUCAGAUACAGAUGACAGUAGCCGUAAAUCGGAUAGUACCUCGCCAUUGAAACUCAGUGCCAUGUUAAUCGAUGAAGAGCGUAAAGCCAGCUUCAAGGCCGAUCCCAGUCAAAAGGCCAGCACACCACCGAAAGUGGCAUCCAAACCCAAACCGGUUGCUAUACUGCCAGCAGUGACCGCAGUACCCGUACAACCUGUCACACCACGCAAAGCAACUGAAGUUGUGACGCCACCGAAGAAGUCACAGCCCGAAGCUAGCAAUGAGCUGACACAAUGGAUGCAAGUUGAGGUUGCUAAAAAGGCUACGCAACAGUUCACCGGUAGGAAUAUCACCGAACGCAUGCCACUCAAGCCAGUGCUUGAGAAAUAUGAAUCCUCGGUGACAAGCACUAAAACUUACAGCAGCAAAACAGCCACAACAGCAAAGGUAACCACGGCCGAGAUACGUGAAAAGUUCGAACGUACAGCUGCUGCAGAGCGUGCAGCCGCCGCUGCUGCAAAUGUCACAUCGAACGUCUCGCCAGCUGUCUCCACAAAUAGUCUGCUUGCUACUAAAGUCUUGAGCGGCAAAGCUGGUGCUAACUACCACGAACGUUUCCCCUCCCUUGAUUCCAUAGCCUCAUCAUCGUCUGGCGUGAGCUCGAGCACACAGAAUGUGUCCACACAAGAGAAUACCAACGAAUUCGGCAGCUUUUCGUCGCUUGGCAGCAAUCAGAGCUUGAUUACUGCACAAGAUAUACAACAGAUCAUUGAGGAGGCGGAACCGCCACUCAAAACACCGGAAGCUUUCAUAGUGGUGCUACAACGUGAUACGCCCGAGAGUAGUAUUGGCAUCACGCUAGCCGGUGGCUCCGACUACGAAGCCAAGGAGAUUACGAUACAUAAGAUUUUAAACAACACACCAGCCGCCAAGGAUGGACGUCUGAAGAAGGGCGAUCGCAUAUUGGCUGUCAAUGGCAUGAGCAUGCGUGGCCUAACGCAUCGCGAGUCCAUCACUGUGCUGAAGACUCCACGUCCCGAAGUGGUGCUCGUCGUCACACGUUCCGAGUCGGUCAUUGUCAAACCGCUCACCAAGAAACGCUCCUCACUCGGCUCGCUCACUUCGUUGAAUGAGAAACCCACCGAAGUGGAUUACGAGAAGAAGCGUAACUAUCAUAAGGCAUCGCGUUCGCUCGACUUGGAUUUAGAUAUUGUCUCGGCAAGCGAAGAUGCUGGCGCAUCGAAGACACCCAGCACAGUAUCGAGCACAAGUCCUACGCCGACCACGACUGACACCACUGCCGCCACGUUGGCUAGCAUACGUACGCGUCGCCAGCAAUCGCGUGCCGAUGCGAGUAAAUUGAGCACCAGUGAGCUGCUGGAGCGUGCCGCCGAGACGCGUAACGCCAUUGCUGCGGAAAUUCGUGCACAAGAAGAUGCCGCCACCGGCUCACGCUCCGUGGAAAUCGUUAAGGACAGCUGCGGACUGGGUUUCUCCAUUGAGGGUGGCUUCGAUUCGCCGUUAGGCAAUAAACCAUUGAUUGUCAAGAAAGUCUUUAUGGGCGGUGCUGCCCACAAAACCGGCCAAGUACGCAAUGGCGAUGAGAUCUUGAGCAUUAAUGGUGCGUCCACAGCGAAAAUGACGCGUGUCGACGCUUGGAACUACAUGAAGCAGCUGCCCAUGGGUCCAGUUAAGAUUGUGUUCGCUUGAACGUAUUAAAAGCGUGUGAAGAACUAUAGUUUAAAAUUGUUAAAAAAAAAUGUUGUGAAAGCUGCAACGACUUGUAAUUAGUAUAUAUGUGUGUAUGCACGUUUGAACAGCGUUAAACUUAUUUUAACUUGUGUUGAAACAAAAACAAAAACGUUAUUUAAUACAUUAGUUUUAAGUUUUGCUUUAUUGGACUUGAUUUGUGUCUGAAAUUUGUGCGACUUAUUGAUUUUUGAUGAUUUAUUUUAAUUCCUAUAAUAUACAUAUAUAUUUUACUAGGAUGGUUUCGUAUGUCUAAGCAAUGAUAAUGUAGCAUUGUUGUUAAUUCUGCUAUAACAGUACUUGCAAUACAUAUAUGUAUCUACCAAACACAUGUAUGUGAGUAUUUUUUGAUAAAUGGCUUAUAGAAGUUUUCUGGAAAUUUGUUGUUAUUCUAGUUGUAUUUUCAAAAACAAAAAAGUUGAGCCGCAAAAACAAAAGCAAAUGCAUGUAAGUUAAGCCACUGGAAAGAUUAUGAAUAUGAUUUUGAUAUUUAUGUAUAAAGACGCGCAGAAGAUUUGAUUUUAGAUAUUUUGCAUCUUGCCAUUUGCAACGCCGAGCAAGAUACAUAUAGUGUAUGCCUGCACAAUCGGUGUAAAUUUGAAAAUGCAAACUGAAUAUUUUAUUGAUUUUUAAA